AGCCACCCCAGGGUGCGGGCUCAGGCAGAGGACAGGCUACUGAGGACUCUGUUCAGCCAUUACAACAAACUGGCACGCCCUGUGGCCAAUGUCUCUGAUGUGGUGCAUGUGCUCUUUGGGUUGUCCAUUGCCCAGCUCAUUGAUGUGGAUGAGAAAAAUCAAAUGAUGAUCACCAAUGUCUGGGUGAAACAUGAGUGGAAUGACUACAAGCUCUGCUGGAAUCCAAAGGAAUACGAGAAUGUCACCUCCAUGCACAUCCCAUCCCAUCUAAUCUGGAGACCAGAUAUAGUUCUUUACAACAAUGCAGAUGGUGAUUUCUCCGUGACCCACCUGACCAAGGCCCACCUGUUCCAUGACGGGCGCAUCAAGUGGGUUCCCCCGGCCAUCUACAAGUCCUCCUGCAGCAUCGACGUCACCUUCUUCCCUUUCGACCAGCAGAACUGCACCAUGAAGUUUGGCUCGUGGACCUACGACCGCACCAAGAUCGACCUAAUCAGAAUGGCAGGCAAUGUGGACCAGAUGGACUACUGGGAAAGUGGCGAGUGGGUGCUGGUGGACGCCGUGGGCAACUACAACAUCAAGAAGUAUGAGUGCUGCCACGAGGUCUACUCUGACAUCACCUAUUCCUUCAUCAUCCGGAGACUACCGCUGUUCUACACCAUUAAUCUGAUUGUGCCCUGCCUGCUGAUCUCCUGCCUGACUGUCCUGGUGUUCUAUCUGCCCUCUGACUGUGGAGAGAAGAUCACCCUGUGUAUCUCUGUGUUGCUGUCUCUCACCGUCUUCCUCUUGCUUAUUACCGAGAUCAUCCCGUCCACCUCGCUGGUUAUCUCGCUCAUCGGGGAGUACCUCCUCUUCACCAUGAUCUUCGUCACCCUUUCCAUCAGCAUCACCAUCUUCGUGCUCAACGUACACCACCGCUCGCCGCGCACGGACACCAUGCCCCGCUGGGUGCGCCGCGUCUUCCUGGACGUUGUCCCCGGCUUCCUGUUCAUCCGGCGGCCUGCAGCGGUCAAGGACAACAAGAAGAGGCUGGCGGAGGCCAUGCAGAAGAGGGCCAUGCUAUGGGGUGAGCUGGAGGCUGAGCUGGAGGUCCAGGAGAUCCUGGCCCGCUCCCCUUCUCUCUUCUUGGGCCGACCCAUGGAGGGUUCCCUGCUCCCCAAGCUUCCCCAGCAACAGCAGCAGCCCCUGGACAAGUCCAGCCAGUACUCCAUCCUCCCGGAGGAGCCGACCACCUCGUCCCAGCCAGGCUGCUCUUCUCUGUUCCUCCACCCUCUCUUCCCAUCCAGGGACAAGCACCACGUGGCCAGGCCCAAGAUGCGUUCCCUCAGCUUACAGUACGGCCUGGGUGAGAGGGAGCAGCCCCAGACCAGCAUCCGCUGUCGCUCGCGCAGCAUCCAGUACUGCUGCCUGCAUGAGGAGGUCUCCUCCAUGGGUAACGGCAUGCAGGGGCCUCUCUCUCAACACCCGUCCCUGAUGGAGGAGAGGAAGCAGAGCUGCUCAGCUGUCUGCAAGUAUCACUCAGGCCUGGCCAAGGAAGCCAAAGCAAUGACCAAGGACCAGCGGCUCCUCGUCUUAUCCCCGUCCAUGAAGAUGGCCAUGGAAGGUGUGCAGUACAUCGCAGACCACCUCCGUUCAGAGGAUAUCGACUUCUCUGUGAAGCAGGAGUGGAAGUAUGUGGCUAUGGUCCUAGACCGGAUCUUUCUGUGGUUGUUCAUCUUGGUGUGUCUCCUGGGGACCCUCGGACUCUUCGUCCCUCCCUGGCUGGCUGGAAUGAUAGACCUAUCUGUCUGACUCCAAACACUUCUGAAGCCAUUGACCCUAUGCACAUUCAAGUUGUACAACUGAUGAACAACUCACUUGCCACAAUUUUGUUCUGCACAACAUUAAUUACACAAGCAUUGUGGAGACACUGCACAAUGA
This is a messenger RNA of Oncorhynchus keta (chum salmon), 1920 nucleotides long. Its product is annotated as neuronal acetylcholine receptor subunit alpha-4-like. The coding region runs from base 163 to 1791 and encodes 542 amino acids. The record is from RefSeq and is a predicted model, not a curated record. Gene Ontology annotation, cellular component: synapse; neuron projection; postsynaptic membrane. Gene Ontology annotation, molecular function: transmembrane signaling receptor activity; acetylcholine-gated monoatomic cation-selective channel activity. The transcript is spliced from 5 exons. Gene Ontology annotation, biological process: chemical synaptic transmission; signal transduction; monoatomic ion transmembrane transport. Lineage: Eukaryota; Metazoa; Chordata; Actinopteri; Salmoniformes; Salmonidae.